AUGCUGCGGCUGGCGUCAUGGCCAUAUCGGCCUCAGGUGCCCCGUAAUUGCGCCCUUCGCCGCUAUCGGCCUGCGCUCGCUCGACCUUCAUUUUACGAGCGUCGCCCAUUCUCGAGCUCGUCUGCCUCCUUCCCUACUCGGUCUCAAUUCGACAGAUCUGACUUUACAAACCAACCAUUUUCCGGUGUCUACGAGUCCGGGCUGCCCACGGCCGGCCCGUUAGGAUCCACCCCAGCCUUCGGAGCUCCAAAAAUCACCCCAAAGACACUGAAGCAGUACCUAGACCAAUUUGUCGUUGGACAGGAUCGCGCAAAAAAGAUAUUGAGUGUAGCGGUAUAUAACCACUAUCAACGGGUACAGGAGCUGCAGAGACGCCAGGACGAAGCCGACGAGCUACUUGCCAAGCGUGCGCGGAGGGAUUCCGUUGAGCAUCAUCCUGUUGAGGACGAGUACCCAGGCCAACAACGCACCUCCUAUCCGUCCCCGGAAUCAACACGCUUCGCCCUCGACGCGAAUAAUCCGGAAUUGGAUGAGUCGGGGGCGCAACUAGAGCUUGAGAAAUCCAAUGUUCUUCUUCUCGGACCAUCUGGAGUUGGAAAGACGUUGAUGGCGAAAACCCUAGCUAGGGUAUUAUCCGUUCCAUUCAGCAUCUCAGACUGUACCCCCUUCACACAGGCGGGCUAUAUCGGCGAGGAUGCAGAAGUAUGCGUGCACCGACUACUAGCUGCUGCGAACUACGAUGUCGAGGAAGCGGAACGAGGAAUAAUUGUACUCGACGAGAUUGACAAGAUCGCGGCGGCCAAGGUUAGCCAUGGCAAGGAUGUGAGCGGUGAAGGAGUACAGCAAGCCCUCCUUAAGAUCAUCGAGGGGACAACGGUACAGGUGCAGGCAAAGCAGGAGCGGAGUGCUCCUCGCAGUACUGGCACGCCGAGUUCAUCAGCAUAUCCGUCGAACAACCCACUAGGCAACCCACCAUUCACUCCACCCAAUGGUGGCAUGCCGCACAAAGGGGAGACCUACAAUGUCCGCACCGACAAUAUCCUCUUCAUAUGUUCCGGCGCCUUUGGAGGACUGCACAAGGUAGUGAUGGACCGAAUAUCACGAGGAUCUAUGGGCUUCGGCCAACCAGUCCGGAGACCUCACGCAUCCACGGAGCACCCACGCGCCUCAGAUACCUCAGCCAACGAACCGAUACCUAUCCUACCAGGCUCAGAAGAGGAGACUCUAUACAAAAAGCACCUCCCAUUCUUCACACCGCCCUCAGUCUCACCUUCCCACGCCGAGCCCACCUAUUUCAACCCCUUAGACCUUGUCAACCAAGCCGACCUCCAAAACUUUGGCUUCAUCCCCGAACUCAUUGGCCGCAUUCCUGUCACCGCCGCCCUGUCCGCACUGAGCCAAUCUCUUCUCGUCCGAAUUCUCACCGAACCACGCAACUCUCUCGUCGCCCAGUACGCAACGCUCUUCUCCCUGUCCGGAAUCGAACUCCGCUUCACCACACCCGCCCUUCACAAGAUUGCCGCGAAUGCCUUCACGAUGGGCACAGGCGCACGUGCGCUCCGCACCGAAAUGGAAACAAUCCUCAGUGAUGCGAUGUUCGAGACGCCUGGAUCGAGUGUGAAAUUUGUCCUUGUGACAGAGUCUGUUGCUGGCCGCAACGAAAAGCCCGUAUACUUUGGCCGUGGUCAGGGAGGGCGGUUCCACUCUAUGAUCGCGGCAGAGGAGGAUCGGUGGGAGGAGAGAAUGCGGCAGAAGAAUUCAAAGGGCAAGGAAACAGCGCAGGCCGCUGGAUUGGGGGAGCAGCAUCCUUCCAUCUCAACAUUUAGGGAGUACCGGAGCAGGGCAGCUGGGUCAUGA
Molecule: messenger RNA, 1857 nt
Organism: Aspergillus calidoustus
Lineage: Eukaryota; Fungi; Ascomycota; Eurotiomycetes; Eurotiales; Aspergillaceae
Source: the annotation of a GenBank genome assembly